AUGGCUAACAACUCUUUAACUGGCCAUUCUGCCGCUCAAGCUCUGGAUCCAGAUACUACUACUAUUCCUAUGUUUAAUAUCGAGCGCGUGCAACUACAGUUUUCAAUAGCAUCUGAAUUUGUUGCAGCACAGGUUGCAAAUAAUGUCCUCGUUUUAGCUUUGAGUAAUGGUCGGAUCUUGAGGAUCGACUUGGAAGACCCAGUUGACAUUGAAGAUAUUGAUCUACCUAAAAAGGUCACAGAAGUUGGUGUGAUUAGGCGUAUGUUCCUAGAUCCUACCGCCUCCCAUUUGAUAAUAUGCACAACACUUGGGGAAAACUACUAUCUCCACACUAAAUCAAGGCAACCUCGACCGCUAUCUCGAUUGCGUGGGGUUUCAAUUGAAGCUAUUGCGUGGAACCCUGCUCUACCUACAAUUUCUACGCGAGAGAUAUUAAUCGGCGCAUCAGACGGGAAUAUUUACGAAGCGUACAUUGAGACAGCAACUGAAUUCUACCGAAAGGAAGAGAAAUUUUUAAAAUGUUUACUUAAGAUCUCGGAUAGCUCGAUCACUGGAUUGUGGGUGGACGUAAUAGAUGAGGCACAAGGUCCCGAUUUUAGGAGAAUUUUAAUCACCACCGAGAAUAAACUGUUACACUUGGCGGGGAAAAUAGGCCGUGUGGGAACUGAGGGCGGAGCUUCAGUAUACACACGACUCUUCGAAAUAGAACAACCUAUAGUGCACGAAAUUUCAAAGGUUUACUCUUCAGCGACCUCUGAGCUUGUGAUUUCUCCCAAUUUCUUGGGUCGUAACCCUACCGAAAAUCCCAGCCCUGAGCGGUCGUUUGCCUGGCUUUCGUCACAAGGUACUUUCUAUGGGCCAUUAUUCACAUCAUGCAUUUCAGACUUGGGCAGUAGGACAUUCUCACAUGCCAAAAUGCUACCAUUAUCUCAAUUGCCAGCCUCUGAGCCUACAUCAAUCAGUCAAUGUAAAACACCGCAUGACACUAUUAAUUCCAUCGCGUUGACUCAGUGGCAUAUAAUACACUUAAUUGAAGGUCGAGUAAUCUGUACCAAUCAGCUGGAUGAUAGAGUAAUUUUCAACCAGGUUGUACUAGAUCCCGGCCAGAAAUCAAUAGGAUUAUAUUCAGACCAUCAGAAAAACACGUUUUGGCUACUCACAACUGAAGAAAUUUAUGAAAUAGUGGUCUCUGACGAGAAAAGAGAUAUUUGGAAGAUCAUGCUUCAAAGACAUGACUUUGAAUCAGCAUUCAAAUAUGCUCGCACCGUUGUUCAGAAAGACAUUAUUUCUACUGCAUCAGGUGACUACCUAAUCUCAAAAGGCUUGUAUACGGAAGCAGCAGUUGUCUAUGGAAAAAGUAGCAAGUCUUUUGAACAAGUCGCCUUGGGAUUUAUUGAUAACAAUCAGUAUGAUGCACUUCGACAGUAUCUUCUUACCAAAAUUAAUAUGUACAAAAAAUUAUCAGUUAUGCAGCGUAUGAUGAUUGCAAGUUGGCUAGUUGAAAUAUUCAUGUCAAAACUGAACUCUUUGGAUGAUUCUAUUGUAACUCAAUCCGGGAGCUUAGAAUCUCCGCUCGAACAGACGAAGAACCAAUUGGAUGCCACUCGGACUGAGUUUCAGGAAUUUGUUAAAAAAUACAAAUCUGAUAUCGACAAGAAGACUACCUACGAUAUCAUUUGUAGUCAUGGGAGAGAGGACGAGCUGAUAUUCUUCGCAACCACAGUGAAUGAUUAUAACUAUGUUCUUUCCUACUGGAUGCAGAGAGAACGUUGGAGAGAAGCCCUGGACCUUCUGAAGAGGCAGUCAAAUCCAGACAUAUUCUAUCACUACAGUUCUGCUCUUAUUAUCCAUGUUGGUGUGGAGCUGGUUGAUAUACUUAUGCGACACUCUGACCUUCAACCCAGAAACCUUAUUCCCGCUCUACUAAACUACAAUCGUGCCACUAAAGACCCUUUACAUCUAAACCAGGCGGUUCGCUAUCUGCUUCAUUGCAUAAAUAAAUUCAGCUCGACCGAUGCCGCUGUGCACAACACCUUAAUAUCUAUAUACGCCUCCAGCUCAUGUAAGGAUGAAACUGCAUUACUAUCUUACCUUAACUCUCAAGGUGAACAGCCUUUUUACGAUUCUGACUUUGCCCUUCGCCUCUGUAUUCGACACUCGCGUAUCCAAUCAUGUGUACAUAUCUACUCUAGCAUGGGGCAAUAUUUCCAGGCAGUUAACCUUGCCUUAUCUCACUCAGCUAUAGAUCUAGCUUCUAUAAUUGCUGAUAGACCCAUAUCUGAUCCGACCCUCCGUAAAAAAUUGUGGCUCGCUGUGGCCGAGAAAUACAUCUCACAAUCAAAUGGUAUUAAGGCCGCCAUGGAAUUUCUCAAGCGUUGCGAUUUAUUGAAGAUUGAAGAUUUAAUUCCAUUUUUCCCGGAUUUCAUUGUCAUUGAUGAUUUUAAGGAUGAGAUUUGUACAGCCCUUGAGGACUAUAGUCGCAACAUUGAUUCCCUCAAAAAGGAAAUGGAUGAAUCAUCAAAAACAGCAACUAAUAUUAGGAUUGACAUAGCUGCCCUCGACCGUCGUUACGCAAUUGUUGAGCCAGGUGACAAGUGCCAUACCUGCAGCAUGCCACUACUAAGUCGACAGUUUUUUGUUUUCCCAUGUCAACACGCUUUUCACUCUAACUGCUUAGGAAAAAAGGUGAUGGAGAGCGCUACAGUAACUAAGGCAAGAAGAAUUCGUGAGUUGCAGGAUCUGACCACCAAAGACCUUCCAAAAGGUGAGGUAAGAGAUAAGAUAAUUGCCGAGUUAGAUGGUCUUGUAGCUGAGAGCUGCAUACUGUGUAGUGAUUUUGCAAUAAAAAAAAUUGACAUGCCAUUCGUGUUACCUACAGAAAGCUUGGAUAGCUGGGCGCUCUGA
Molecule: messenger RNA, 2904 nt
Organism: Blumeria graminis f. sp. triticale
Lineage: Eukaryota; Fungi; Ascomycota; Leotiomycetes; Helotiales; Erysiphaceae
Source: the annotation of a GenBank genome assembly